AUGUCGACCAUCAACAACAACCCCGAAAACUACGCCCUCUUUCGGGACUGUUUGUCCACCACUCUCCUUCAACCCGCCUCUUCGGCCCCGGACCCGCCCAAGCGCCGUCGGCGUGGUAAGAACACCUGUGCUCCGCUCGUUGCAUCCACCCCGGCCCAGGAUCCGGAGAAGGAUGCUGAAGAACUUGCUGAAUUUGUCGAUUAUCUCGCUACUGAGAUCUUCGAGAAUCUCCCAGAGGAGUUGCAAAAUCUGGAGUAUCGGACAUGGCGAGAGAAUGGAGCGUUACAGGAGCAGUACUCUCUCCCACUCACUAAAGAAAGCCUUGUGGUGUUAAACCUGCCACCGUCUGUGAUUGAGACCCUCACAACUUACAACCUUAUCUCUGCCGAUCCCUAUGUUGAAUCACAUCUCCCGUCCUCCCCAGAGUCAUUCCUCCUUCCCAUUCUCACCUCCUACAUAACUCAUCUCAUCGAGCCACCUCCUGCUACACGGUCAACUCGGGCUGACGCGUGUGAGCUAUGUGCCCGAUCGUGGGUUCCUCUGUCCUACCAUCACCUCAUCCCGCGGUUCGUGCAUGAAAAGGCCGUUAAGCGAGGAUGGCACCGCAAAGAAGAUCUGCAGAACGUGGCGUGGUUGUGUGGUGCAUGUCAUCGCUUUGUUCAUCACUUCAAAACUCACGAGGAGCUUGCACGGGACUACUACACUGUUGAGCUGUUGCUGAACGAGGAAGAGGUUCAGAGAUGGGCUAACUGGGUUGUAAUCCUUGGAAAAUAUCUUGUAUAA
Molecule: messenger RNA, 783 nt
Organism: Fusarium redolens
Lineage: Eukaryota; Fungi; Ascomycota; Sordariomycetes; Hypocreales; Nectriaceae
Exons: 2
Coding region: 1-783 (260 amino acids)
Source: RefSeq, a predicted model, not a curated record